Molecule: messenger RNA, 1302 nt
Organism: Magnusiomyces paraingens
Lineage: Eukaryota; Fungi; Ascomycota; Dipodascomycetes; Dipodascales; Dipodascaceae
Exons: 1
Coding region: 1-1302 (433 amino acids)
Biological process (GO): biosynthetic process; L-aspartate catabolic process
Cellular component (GO): mitochondrion
Molecular function (GO): pyridoxal phosphate binding; L-aspartate:2-oxoglutarate transaminase activity
Source: RefSeq, a predicted model, not a curated record
AUGCUCAGAUCAGCCUCAAGAGCCUUCACAAGAGCCGCCGCUGCUCGCCCUACAAUCAACAUGGCCCCUAGAAUGGCCUCUGCUAUUCUUUCGGCAAACAAAUCUACCUGGGCUAACGUCCCCCAAGGCCCCCCCGACGCCAUUCUCGGUAUCACUGAAGCCUUCAAGAAGGACCAAUUCCCCCAAAAAAUUAAUGUCGGUGUCGGUGCCUACCGUGACGAUGCAGGCCAGCCUUUUGUCCUUUCUUCAGUCCUCGAAGCUGAAAAGCGUGUCUUGGACCAAAACCUCAAUAAAGAAUAUGCUCCCAUCACAGGUAUCCCCUCUUUCACUUCUGGCGCUGCUGAACUCGCUUACGGUGAAUUCUCUCCUGUCAUUACCCAAAACCGUCUCGCUAUUACUCAAUCUAUCUCAGGUACUGGUGCCCUCCGUAUUGGCGCUGACUUUGUCUCGCGCUUUUUCGGCAAGAAGAAAAUCUAUAUCCCUAACCCUACCUGGGCUAACCACAAGAACAUUUUCAGAGAUGCUGGUAUGGAAGCUGUUUCGUACCGUUAUUACAACAAGGAUACCAUUGGUCUCGACUUUGAAGGACUUCUUGAAGACCUUCGUCUCGCUGAAGAUGGCUCAGCCAUUCUUCUUCACGCUUGCGCUCACAACCCCACAGGUGUUGACCCUACCCAAGAGCAAUGGCGCCAAAUCGCAGAGGUCUUUCAAGAAAAGGGUCACUUCCCCUUUUUCGAUAUGGCCUACCAGGGUUUUGCCUCUGGUGAUAUUUCCCGUGAUGCUUACGCUGUGAGAUACUUUGUUGACCAGGGUUUCCAGAUUGCUCUUUGCCAAUCUUUUGCUAAAAACAUGGGUCUUUACGGUGAACGUGUUGGUGCCUUUUCCCUCGUUGCUGAGUCUCCUGAGGAACGUGCUCGCAUUGAGUCUCAACUUAAGAUUAUCAUCCGUCCCAUGUACUCUAACCCUCCCAUCCAUGGUGCCCGCAUUGCCUCUGAGAUUCUUAAUGAUGCUAUUCUUAAGGCCAAGUGGCUCCAGGAGGUUAAGGAUAUGGCUGACCGUAUGAUUUCCAUGCGUUCUCUUCUCAAGCAGAACCUCGAGGCUCUUGGUUCUAUCAAGAACUGGGACCACGUCACUUCCCAGAUUGGUAUGUUUUGCUACACUGGUCUGAGCCCGGAGCAGGUUGAUAAGCUUGCCCAGGAAUACUCUGUCUAUGGUACUCGUGAUGGCCGUAUCUCCAUUGCUGGCAUUACUUCUGGCAAUGUUGCACGUCUUGCUGAGGCCAUUCACAACGUUACCAAAUAA